Messenger RNA from Emys orbicularis (European pond turtle), 1548 nucleotides. It is a transcript of the gene ANKRD34B, whose product is annotated as ankyrin repeat domain 34B. NCBI's taxonomy places the organism in Eukaryota, Metazoa, Chordata, Testudines, Emydidae. The record is from RefSeq and is a predicted model, not a curated record. The transcript has a single exon. Gene Ontology annotation, molecular function: protein binding. The coding region runs from base 1 to 1548 and encodes 515 amino acids.
AUGAUGGAUGAAGCUGUAGAGGUAUCAGCUGACGGGAACUCCCUUAUAAAAGCUGUUUAUCAAAGAAGACUUCGCCUCACAAGACUGUUGUUAGAAGGUGGAGCAUACAUUAAUGAGAGUAACGACCGAGGUGUAACACCUUUAAUGAUUGCUUGUAAGACACAGCAUGUGGACCAGCAGAGUGUUAGCAAAGCAAAAAUGGUUAAAUAUCUGCUGGAAAAUAAGGCAGAUCCAAAUAUACAGGACAAAUCUGGAAAGACAGCCUUGAUGCACGCAUGCUUGGAAAAGGCUGGCCCUGAAGUGGUUUCUUUGUUGCUGAAAAAUGGAGCUGACCUAAGUCUCCAAGACCAUUCUGGUUACUCUGCACUUGUUUAUGCAGUAAACUCUGAAGACCGAGAGACCCUGAAAGUUCUCCUAAAUGCUUGUAAAGCAAGAGGAAAAGAAGUAAUCAUCAUUACAACAGACAAGUCUCCAUCUGGAAAACAGACAACUAAACAGUACUUAAAUGUGCCUCCUAAUGACAUUGAGGAAUGCCAUUCUCCAACUGCCUGCACUUCCCCAUCAGAAAUAGAACUUAAAACAUCUCCACUUUCAAAUUCACGUGAAACAGAAAAACCUCUUUUUAGCUUUAAAGAUCCAGAUCAGCCUGGAAGCAUGGAAAAUAUAUCUGAGCCAGUCUCUCCUACUAGAAAACCAAAUUUAACACAUGUAGGACCCAAGCUGGCACAAGUGCAGCGUCUGCAUUCUGAGUCUUGGAUAAAAAGCUCUCUGUUCCAUCAGAAUAAAAUUUCCUCUUUACAAGAAGAACUUCAGGAUAUAACUCCAGAGGAAGAACUGUCUCUGAAAGUCAAUGGUCUAGCCUUAUCCAAGAGAUAUAUUACUAGACACCAAAGCAUUGAUGUAAAAGACACUGCUCAUUUGUUGAAAAUCUUUGAUGAAACUGGCUCAAGAAAGUUGUCAUAUGAGGAGAUAAAUUCUCAGUCACUUUAUGCUGAGGGAAACCAUAGCCAGAGUGAAAUUCCUGUGGAUCAGGAUUCAGAUUCAGUGCAAAUGAGAUUUGUUUCAACCCUGAGAAGUAUUAUUCAAAAAAGAAGCUUAGGGGCAAAUCACUACAGCUCUGAUUCUCAGCUAACUACUAGUCUGAGUCCUGCCACCACAGAAGAUAGCAAAUCACUUCUAGGAAAGAAAAAGGUUCUCUCUCCUUCUCCCUCUUUGUUAUCAAGUUCCAGAGAAUUGCUAGAGAACAUGCCUCCUGGUCCACUGAACAGGAGAAACCAUGCUGUUUUAGAGAGACGAGGGUCAGGAGCCCUCUCUUUAGAUCACAUUGCCCAAACUAGGCCAGGUUUCCUUCCACCUUUAAAUGUGAAUCCUCAUCCUCCAAUUCCAGAUAUUAGUUUUAGCAACAAGAUUUCUGGAAUUGUUUCUUUUGGACAAAAAACCCUAAUUCCAACAGCACCUGCUUUUCCCAAGGAGUUCAAAAGUAACAAAAUGUUGGUAAGGAGGCAGUCAUUGCAAACUGAACAGAUUAAGCAACUUGUGAAUUUUUAA